Corythoichthys intestinalis (scribbled pipefish) is the source of this 1919-nucleotide messenger RNA. RefSeq names its product GPN-loop GTPase 2 (gene gpn2). Gene Ontology annotation, molecular function: GTPase activity. Gene Ontology annotation, cellular component: cytoplasm. Lineage: Eukaryota; Metazoa; Chordata; Actinopteri; Syngnathiformes; Syngnathidae. The record is from RefSeq and is a predicted model, not a curated record. The coding region runs from base 194 to 1135 and encodes 313 amino acids. The transcript has 5 exons.
AUAGUAGCAUGGCAGCUAGCUGCUACGCAUGUAAAUAACAUAUGAGCAGCAGGUGGCCAAUGUGCGUACACAUUUCUCUUGAAUACUUUCAACGUUGUUGCUUCGAUAGCGGCCUGUAUCAAACGUAGGUCAGUGUACUCCCUUGUUUUAAUUAUUAUCGCAGAUUUAUAUUUGAUCAUGUAAUUGCAACGGCAUGUCUCAGCACAAAUCAGAAACUCAUUCCUUACGUUUCGGCCAAGUGGUGAUCGGACCGCCAGGUUCGGGUAAAACCACUUAUUGUCAGGCCAUGCAGGAGUUCCUAACCCAUCUCGGGCGCAAGGUAGUUGUAGUAAACAUGGACCCGGCCAAUGAUAGACUACCCUACAAUUGUGCCGUGGAUAUCUCCGAGUUGGUCACUUUGGAUGAUGUCAUGAGCGGCAUGAAGCUGGGGCCCAAUGGCGGGCUCCUCUACUGCAUGGAGUAUGUGGAGGCCAACCUGGACUGGUUGGAAAACAAACUGAAGGAACAUCCGAACUCCUACUUCUUGUUUGACUGCCCUGGGCAGGUAGAGCUCUACACACACCAGACUUCAGUGAAAAACAUAUUCUCGCAGUUGGGAAAGUGGAAUUUCAGGCUAACAUGCGUCCAUCUUGUGGACUCACACUACUGCGCAGACCCAGCCAAGUUCAUCUCUGUACUUUGCACCUCACUGUCCACUAUGCUGCAUGUGGAGCUCCCUCAUGUCAACAUCCUCUCCAAGAUGGACCUGAUUGAGCAGUAUGGUAAACUAGCAUUCAACUUAGAUUUCUACACUGAAGUGAUGGACCUGACGUAUCUUCUCGAUCACCUGGCUGCGGAUCCCUUCUUCAAAAAAUUUCAUCACCUAAACCAAAAGCUGGCAGAGGUCGUUCAAGAUUACAGCCUUGUUUCGUUCGUGUCCCUAAAUGUUCAGGACAAAGAGAGCAUGAUGCAGGUGUUGCGGGCCGUAGACAAGGCCAAUGGCUGCUGCUUUGGAGACCUGGAGGAGAGGAAUCUUCAGGCCAUGAUGUCAGCCGCCGUGGGGGCAGACUUCCAGUUCGGCUCCACACUUGGAGUUCAAGAGCGGUACUUCGAAACUAGUGGAAAGACUGUGGAGGAAGAGAUGAUGGACCUUUGAAUCAAGGAAAUGUGUAGGGGUGCCUGAACACUACCUCUUAAGUUUACCUCAACUCAAUACUGAAUCUCCAUGAAAGCAACUCAGGCACAUGGGAAGGACAUGUCUUUUGUUUUUCUCGGAAUGAAAACACAUUCAAGAAAUUAUGUUAAAUCCGUGCACUAGGAUGGCUGAUGAGAGCGUGUCCUUUUGGAUUGUAUGCGCGCUUUCCUCCAGCGGGUGGCAGCCGCCGUGCUCCCAAACGGUUGAGUCUGGCUGCUCUCCGAGAAGCUGCUCCAGCUUUUCCCUGCAGCCAGAGCAGAAAAAAAAAUAAGUCAGGCGGGGAGAGGAAGCCACAUUAAAUCUGUGUUUCUGCACAACUGGCCCUGUGUCUGCUCUAUGGGAUGGAAGACCCUCUCUCUCUGUUCAAACUCUCUCUUUCCACCACUGCUGUUGUAAUCUCAUUUUCACACCCCCUCCUUCAAAUACUUUGACAUUUCACACACUCACCCUCUGCACAAAGUAGUAAAAAUAGUGUCAGGCAAACACUUUUUAUGCUUCAUCAAAGUGGAGCUAAAUGUAUUCCUGAAAUGACACCGCAAGGUGGUGAGCGUGGAGUUUCGUUUCCAUGCAUUGAGGGGGUGUGUCAGGCACAUUGUUAAAUUGUUCUGAUGUUUGCACAUGUGAUCAAGUAUGCCUCCUGCCAUGCCCCCACUCUUCCUUAAGCCCCCUAUCGGAUGAUGUGUGUUUUUUAUAAGGGAGAGUUGUGAAGUUAAAAAAUGAUUUUUUUAAACAAAAUAAAAAUACA